AUGGCUGAACGUAAUCUGGAGCUGCAGACUACUCUAGUGCGUUACAACAAUCCGGUUCUUGUGGUGAAACAUACUGAAAAAAAGGAAACUCCACCCGAUGUGUCGAAGGAGCAAACUGGUCGUCCAGGAUCCGGCGGAGUUGUGGUGGUCGAAAGUCCACGUGAAACUGAAGAAAUCUUAAACUGCAUUCUUCCUCCAAAAACUUGGGAAGAAGAUGGUCAAUUAUGGACACAAACGGUUUCGAGUACACCUGCCACGCGGCAGGAUGUUAUUAAUCUUCAAGAAAUGCUAGACACCAGACUCCAGCAAACGCAAGCCCGUGAAACAGGAAUUUGUCCCGUCCGAAGGGAAUUAUACACGCAGUGCUUCGAUGAAAUAAUUAGACAAGUUACGAUUAAUUGUACAGAACGAGGAUUAUUAUUACUAAGAGUACGGGAUGAGAUAGCCAUGUCAAUGGAAGCAUAUGAGACCCUUUAUUGCAGUUCAGUUUCGUUCGGCAUUCGGAAGGCCCUGCAAGCCCAGGAAGGUAAAGAAAUUUUGCAGGAAAAAAUCACAAUGUUAGAAAAAGAGAAAGAAACGUUGGAGAAUUCGAUCAGUGAUAUGAAGAUAAAGGGAGAUCAGGCAGAGAGGAGAAAUGCGGAAUUAAGAGCUUCUGAAGAGAAAAAACAUGCGGAAGAGAUUGCUUUCCUGAAGAAAACAAAUUCACAGUUAAAGGCUCAACUGGAAGGUAUCAUCGCACCAAAGAAAUGA
This is a messenger RNA of Sabethes cyaneus, 750 nucleotides long. It is a transcript of the gene Dnali1, whose product is annotated as putative inner dynein arm light chain, axonemal. The record is from RefSeq and is a predicted model, not a curated record. Gene Ontology annotation, molecular function: dynein heavy chain binding. The coding region runs from base 1 to 750 and encodes 249 amino acids. Gene Ontology annotation, cellular component: axoneme; filopodium. The transcript has 2 exons. NCBI's taxonomy places the organism in Eukaryota, Metazoa, Arthropoda, Insecta, Diptera, Culicidae.